UCAAAAGUUAAUUAUUACGGAGUAUUGAUUUCAAAAGCUUAAAAUUAAACAAAUAUUUUGGUAUAGAAAGAUGCUUUGUUUGAGAAUAACAUUUUCAUUUAUGAAAUGAGUGAGGAAAAUGAAUAAAACUACUUCGUCCUAAUAUCUGUGCCGGAGCUCAAGGAAGUACUUCCAGUUUAUAUGCGAGUCUAGCCUCUAGAGCAAUGUCCCGUCUUCUUCAUUCCCUGAACCGCCAAUGCGCUUCCCCGUCCACGUCUUUUCCCCGCGCGCUCGCCCAUUUUCGCCGGUCAAAGUCUAACAGCUCCGGCGGCGGAGAAGACGAUGUCCCACACCCACGCCUCAUAGAGAUCGACUUGGAAUCGUCGACCACGGAUCGGGAUCCUGCCGUCUCCGGCAUGCAUAUGCUCGACGAUGUCAUACACAGCCUCAUCCUGCGCCGAUCUGCCCCAGAUUGGCUCCCUUUCCUCCCUGGAUACUCCUACUGGGUCCCUCCUCGCCGUCCCAGCAACAUCGUGGAGGUCGUCCGCAAGAUCUCCGCUGCUAAAGCUCGUCCCUCUCCUCUUUCAGACGAUGAAUUGAUGGCUGUCACCUCGCCUAGCGGCUGGCCUUCCUCCAACUAUUUUUUCCAAGGGAGUGCCCCCAUGUAUCCGCUUGCAUCACAAGUGAUAGAAGUGAAAGUGAAGCUUCAGGAAAACUUUGACGACGAAUCUGAAUCUGAAUCUGAGGACGAGGAAGACUGAAUAGCUUAAAUUUGUAGAUUGGGUCGUUGGGGCUAACAAACAAGCUUUGUGAGGCUGGGGAAAAAUAUGAAACUGGCAAUGAAGGACAAGAAAUGGCAUACUAGAGAUUGAGAUUGAGUUCAGCACAGUGGAUCCAUGCUCCCUCCUUACGCCUUAAACAAAAUACUAUGCACUAAGAAAUGCUGUUUGGAUAAUAAACCUUUGUAUAUAAUUGAAUCUGACAAUCAAGACUUUUUCUGUUUAAUGUUUGAUUCUUAAUGUUAUCAAAAUAAUCUAUAUUCCUUACACUUCCAUAACUUGGCUCUUUUCCCAAAUCCAUUCCAACAAAGCCCCCAAACACUUGUGUGAGAGUGUCCCACAAGUCAUGUCAUCCACAGACACUGGCAGAAAAUGGUCUUUUCUCACAAUGUUCUUUGCAACCAAUUCCAUAUGUAUCAUGGUUUGCUUUCUUGAAAGUUCUGUAAGUACUUGUAUCAAAAUAAAGUACUUUGUACUUC
Messenger RNA from Cuscuta campestris, 1237 nucleotides. The record is from the annotation of a GenBank genome assembly. NCBI's taxonomy places the organism in Eukaryota, Viridiplantae, Streptophyta, Magnoliopsida, Solanales, Convolvulaceae.